Molecule: messenger RNA, 6818 nt
Organism: Puccinia graminis f. sp. tritici CRL 75-36-700-3
Lineage: Eukaryota; Fungi; Basidiomycota; Pucciniomycetes; Pucciniales; Pucciniaceae
Exons: 12
Coding region: 65-6418 (2117 amino acids)
Biological process (GO): endocytosis; retrograde transport, endosome to Golgi; intracellular protein localization
Cellular component (GO): Golgi apparatus; endocytic vesicle; membrane
Source: RefSeq, a predicted model, not a curated record
AAUAAUCAUACGAACACCUUCGACACCAUCACAACCCACCUUCACCACUCCGGAACCCCUCUUCAUGGCAGGAUCUAGGAGCAACGAGCCCAGCCGUUCGGAUAAUCAACCCAAGCUGGUCCCAUUAAAUUUCGAAGACCUGGCAACUGAGACUUUGGUCGAUCGGGGCGAAAUUUGGUUACUGCACUGGCUUAAGAAUUUGGAUUCGAAUAUCGAAAGGGCUGAAGAGUCUGCCUUGAAAUCACUCCAAGCCCAACUCGAAUCUGAUCUGAUUAGAAUCAUCACACAGGUCGCACCUACUUCACAACCUGCCCCCAAACCUGGAAGACCUAUUCGACAUCUUGUUGCAAGGAUCUUGGUCCAAUUGUUCGAUAGAGCCGAACGGAGGACACUCUUCGAUGUAAUCGCAGCCUUGCUGAAAGUGGCUGGUACUGAGCCUCCCAAAGGCUCACCCGAUAAUAAGCUUCAUAGAAUUGCCAGCUUUCAUGUUGUAGGCGAGCUUAUGAAGGCGCACGGCUCACAAGUCAUGUCGCAGUUUGCAGAGAGUGUAAUGGUCUCAAUGAGAGUACUCAAGACAACGACCAACCCACCCAUCCUCCGAUCGCAAGCCUUAUUUUGUUUGAAUUGCUCAUUAACUAUCGGCUCGAAAACCCUUUCACCUAGCGACAAUCUAGCGAGAGAGAUUCUGAAAACACUGAGAUAUUCGAUGACCGAUAAAACGUUUUCGAUCGUCCGGGGAAGUGCGGAUUGUCUUUUGACUCUUUCAGACAGAUCUUUGAAUUUGAUAAGCUCUCUGAGUGACAUAGAAGCUUGUCUAGAAAUCUGCUUCAAGAGUCUCGAAGGUGUUGAUUUCGAUACCCGAAGGUCCUUAUCAAAACUAAUCGCAAGUCUGCUUGCCUCCACUCAAGUAUUCGGAUCUGCAGUCACUUCGUCCAAUAUUCCUACUACAAACAACAAAGCCAAAAAGAAUAAGGAAGGCCAAGAACAGGACGAGGAAGAUCCAUACCCUACCACCAUGACAGCCGAGGAAAAAGGAAAGACUCUAUUGACACCUGAAGAGAUGCUUUCACUGCUCACCACUCAAUACUCCAAGCCCUAUACAUCUCGCCAAGCUCGAAAUGGACUGAUAGAUGCACAGGCCACUCUGUUUACACUCCUUGGUACCAAUUGGGUCGAGCAAUUCUAUCCCGAAAUAAUGAAUCACAUCAUUUUUAACAUUGGAUGUGGCAAAUCAUCACACUAUACGAAUCCUACACCCUCUAUCGCUAGGCACGAUGCGUUGGUCUCCCGAAAACUAGCCAGCAUUCUGCUACGCGAUGUCAUUUCGGUGCGCCUUCUUUCUGAGCAGGGACAGAUCGUUGCGAUCCGCGAAAUUUCGUCAUCUAUCAUCAACAAGUGGCCGGCGUUAAUGCCUACUCAUCAACCUCCGAAUAAAAUUGCACUGGUGAUUGCACUCAAUGAAGUCUCUGGUCUACUCAAGCAAGUUGGCUGCGCAACACAGCCAAUCCAAGAAGUUCUUUACAAUCCACUCAUCCGUCUGCUGGGUCAUCCCUCAUAUUCAGUGCAAAUUUCCUCAGCUUUGUGUCUCCGAACUUACUGUCUCGUUGCACCUGGAAAAUUGACGAACACACUGAAUCACGUCUUGGAGCUACUCAACAAGGAUUUGUUACAUUUGGGCCAUCCGGGCGGUCCGUCGGAUGCGCACAAACGAGCGAUCGGACAUGCACAUGGACUCGCAGGAUUAAUCAGUUUGAUUUCAUUGCGGCCUCUAUAUGUCUCCUUCGACGUCUCUUCCAAAAUCAUGUCGCUGGCUAUCCAAUUGUUGAAGGAAAGCGGAUCUCACGACCUGCACAUCUCGAUCGUUGAAAUUCAAGUAGCAUGGAUCCUGAUUAGCGCACUGACCACCCUUGGUCCGAAUUUCGUCCGAACACACCUGCCUCAGCUACUCAUUUUGUGGAAAAACGCCCUGCCCAACCCAGCAGCAAGAGAUUCAAACAACAUUCAAUUCCGAAGUGAUGCGGAAUGGAGUUUCCUCUUGCACCUACGAGAAUGUACUCUUACUCUAAUUCUUAGUUUUUUACAGCACGACGGCGAAAAGCUGGUAACGCUCGACAUUGCUCGUAGAAUCGUGAUGAUGCUCAGUAAUGCGCUCGCAUUUAUUUCUGAAUUCGAAAAAAGGUAUCCUCAAACAGAUCAGGAGCCACCGGUUUUCGCCAAUUCCAAGCUGGGUUUUGCACACUGGGAGUUGCUGUUACGAAGGCGCGUUUUCCAAUGUUUUACCGCACUAAGUAAGAUCUCAAUGGCGUCCGUAGAAUCACUACAAAUGACAUUGCUAGAAACCUCGCUUGCUUUGUUUGCCGAUCCGGAGAAGUACACUGGAUCAUCAGUCCAGGCAGCCAUCAGCGCAAGUACGGGUAGCUUUACUAGUGUUUGGGACUCGAUCGACGGCUUCAGCUUUGGUGUCACCAGCUUGUUGACAGAAAAUGAAUGUUUGAAUAGCGGCGAACAAGGCGACGCGAGCAUGUCGAAUAGUGUUGAUAGUUUGAUGACUGAUUGGUUAAACCGAGAUUUGGCUGAAGUCUCAGUCGCAUCCAUCUUACAACAACCGUGUAUCGAAAGCAAUGAGCAUGAUUUCUUGGUGAUCUGUACCCCUCAAUCAGUCGAUGGACCGGUCCGAACACUAGGCUCACAUGCUAUCUUACCUGCUCCGCCGGUCACGACCGCCACUGUUGACGCCGCCUUAGAGUUAUUCGCGCUUUACUUCCCACUGGUGACGACCAAUCAACAAUCCAUGCUGAUCGAUCGUCUUUCCAAAUUCUGUCACUCGAGUAAACUAGAGAAAAACCCGGGACGAAAGAUGGCGAUUCUAGUUAACUCGGUUACGGCUAUGUUAUUGGCCGCGAAAUCGUGCAUGUCCUCCACGUUUUUAGGAAAGUCAAAACAUUGGGAUCCUGCGGUCGUGAAUCUGAUGAAGGAUAUACUCAAGGAAGCGCUCGUUCAUUCGGAUCCUCGUCUGCGUGCCGCCGCAGCUCAAACUUUUGGUCGGGCGUGUGCUCUAGGUGGAAAUACGUUCAUGCUAUCUCAAAUUCAGCAUUGUGUGACGCAAGUUGUCACCAAUACUGAUCCAGAUUCUCGAUCAGGAUAUGCUUUGGCUUUCAGUCAAAUAUAUACUCAAGUCGGAUCACUCUCUGCUGGUGCCACUCUCAAGACGGUUGUAGAUGUUUUGAUGUCUUUGAGUGCUGAUCCACAUCCAUCAGUCCAUUUCUGGGCUCUCAAGGCAUUGUCAGAAGUCAUUCAUACCGCUGGUCUCUCCUACACACCCUUCCUCAAUUCAACUUUGGGCAUGGUUGUCAAGCUUUAUUGUAGUGACUCCCACGAACUUGAAUCUGGCGGGGUUGGUUAUGUGAAUUUACGGGCUAGUCUGCCGAGUUAUCAGAACUUCUGCAAGAUCUUGAAUGCAAUCAUCGGGGUUUUGGGUCCUGAAUUAUCUAGCUCUGGAAAAUCCAAAACGUUGAUCCAGCUAUUGAACGAAGAAUUGAAUGAAGAAACCGACGAAGGCAUUAAAGUAGAAGCAUUGAAGUCAAUCCAACACUUUAUGAUGUUUUCGAUCGAAUCAAUCAAUCUUCAGAAGCUGGUCCAAACCCUACUGAAGCACCUAUCAUCCAAUCGAAGAACUCUGAAAGUUGCGUCGAUCAAUUCGAUAUAUCAGCUAGUCCAAAAAAAUGCGAUGGUGAUGUCAAAGCUGGGCGGAGACAAGUUGGUGGUGAAUUUAUUUUCGAUAUUGGAUGAUGAUCCUACGAUCGAAGGGGUGCGACAUUCGAUCAAGAGUUGGCUGAGACAAACCGCGGAUUCGAAUCCCUCUGCCUGGAUUGAUUUAUGUAUGCGAAUCAUCUCACGAACCACUGCGGCCCAAGCAUCAGUAAUCCAGGACGUUGGACCGGCGGCGAUGACGUUCAUCGAUGAAGAAUCUCAGGGACUCGAUCUUGGACAAGAGACCUCAGGCUCUAGCAGUAAUCAUCAUAACAAAGCCAGGGCGACCACGUCUCGUUGGCGAACUCAACUAUUCGCUCUGCAAUGCUUACGCGAAGUCUUCCUCACAGUCAUCCGGAGUAAGAAGGUCGAACAUUUCAGUGUUCAAGCUGCUAAAUCCAAAGGAUUCUCUACCCACUUUAAGCAGUUAAUGUUCUGUCGAGUUUCGGAUUUGAUCAAAAUGGCCUUCACCGCUUCGACUGCUAAUAUCAUGGAAAUAAGGCUAGAGGGCUUGAACGUUUUACGUGACGUAAUUGAGAACUUCAAAAGAUCCAGUGAUCUGGAUUUUGAUGAUUCGCCAUUGUUGGAACAACACCAAGCACCGAUCGCAGCUGCUCUCACCCCAGCAUUUUCCAACGAUUCAUUUCCUGAAGUUUUGGCAUCUGCGAUUCAAGUCUGUGCUGUAUUUGUUGGCUCGGGUGUGGUGAAGGAGAUUGAUAAAAUGGGUAGGAUCUUGAAACUAUUAACGUCAGCUCUAGAAAGUUGUAGAGAGUCGGAAAUCACCUCGCUUGGGGAAAUGAAAGACUUUAGUGCAACGGCAUCGAUUAUGAUCAAGACAGCAGUUUAUGCAGCGUGGGCCGAAUUCCAAGUGAUUUCGAUUCAUCAAGCCUAUCUUAGUCGGGUUAUAACACCUCAUUUGGCAUUGCUGUGUCCACUCUGGGUAGCCUCUUUGACAGAAUAUGCACGCCUCAAAUCGGAUGAAGAUUCGAGUUCGAAUUCGGGCUCCCCGUCCUUGACAGUCGAUAGCUUACAAGGCGGCCUAUAUCGAGAGAUCUCGUUGCCUUAUUACGAGAAUGCAUGGCUCAAAAUGAUGAAAGCUACGGCUUCAUUGAUCAAAGCAAAGAAUCCGAUCAUUCUUCAAGCCCUGAAUGGAGUCGACUUGUCCAAUCCAGAACAGCCAUCCGAAGCGCUCGAGCCUCGCAUUGAACCGGCGCUACAUUUCCACAUCUUACUUGGAUUGGUCUAUGAAGCAGCAGCGACGACGGCGUCGAUUGGGACCGAAGAUCCGUCCUCGAUCACCGCCCAAACGAUGGAAACCGCUCUGUUCUCGUUGGACGCACUUCUUCAGAUCGAGGUCGUUGGAUCCGAAGGGCUCAAAAAAGAUAACGCGGUCUUUGGAGAGAUCUGUAACUUGUGUUAUCGGUUGACCGCUACCGAAUCCGCUCGAGUUCAAGUCUUGGUCGUCCGUUGUAUCAUGCAACUCGCUCACAGCUCUACGGGCUCAGGUCCAGUCGAAUACAAUUCUCAAGCAGAGCUGCAACUCAAUCAAUGUCUCAGGGUGAUCAUCCAAGUCCUGAUCAAUUCCAACCCAGGAAUGUCUUCGAUGGCCGCUUCUAAAGCGCGGAAAAACACGGCCAAUUACGCUGCUCUGGUUCUCGCUGCUUUCACCGCUUGUGCUGAUUUGGCUGAUCGAAGUACCCCUUCCAGUCGGGAACAAGUUUAUGGAGUAUUACUAGGUCUAUACAGUGAAAGCCUGAAAGAUGACGGUACUGGUAGUAGUAGCUCGGCUGUGAUCGACUUGGCAGGACCUACCUUACCAGCACUGAAAUUGCUGAUCGAAAGGGCAUUCUCGAAUCCGACUAGUCUUGACAAUGACGCAUCCAAAUCCACGGACUCCAAGAGUUUGAUUCACGUGCUUCAUGGAUUUAUCACGCAAACUCUUCAAAACAUUGAAGAUGCUUCCCGGAAACUUGAAGAGAAAAGCGCGACGAUAUCUAUGAGACUUCGCAAUAAUCUUCUAGCGUGUGUUCUCGUCUUUACCUCCGUACCUCCCGAGGUUCAAAUCAGUCGAGCUGCACUGGAAGACUAUUGUGCGGUUCUGUCGAGAUUAUUCUUGAAUGACUCAACAGAGAUCGGAGCAACCGCCCUACAUUGUUCGAAAUCGUUGAUCUUAAACAACAAACGCGGCUUUCCUUCUGCAAUCACUCAACUCGCUCUCACUCGCCUUCUCCCAAGCUUCUAUGAGUUUAUCUUCAAAGUCUCUCAACCGAAUCUGGACGACCAGAAACAUGCCCAGAAGAUAGAACCCAUUCAAUUCUCAAUGGUUGCUGAGAUCCUCAAGAUCUUUUCUGGGAUUGUCAGUUUACUCUCGUCGGAAAAACGUCAACAAGCGCUGGUGAUCUUCCUACCACUCUAUCUAAAAGUGAUCGAAUCGGAAGGCUUACCAGAGCUACGAAAGACGGGGAUCUCGUUAGUCUUGCAGCUGGCCUCGCUCGACUCGGUCAACUUCAAGCAGGCGAUGAACUGUCUGGAGGCCGACCAGAAAUCGAGCCUCGAAUCGGCCCUCAGAGGCUCGCUGCAUAGCGGCAGACUCUCCGCUACUGGCCCCGACGGGCUUCACUCUCCUAAUCCCGCUCCGCCUUCCAUUGAACUUAAGAGCUUCGGUUGAUUUGGUCUCUUCCUCUUUUGUUUUUCAAUUAUUAGCAUUUUUCUUAUGUUCCUUUUUUUUCUGCUUCUCUGUUUGCAUCUCCCUGUACAUGCUAGAUGUCUUUUUUCUUUGUUUGUUAAAAGAAAAGAAUGCACGAAAAAAAAACUAUCACUUCCAGAUAUAAAUUGUUGAUCUGCAGCUUGUAUGUAUAAAAAACUUCGUCUGCAUCCGUUUUCCCCUGUUUCUCUCUGAUCAGUCUCUCAUCUCACCUCAUUGGGUCCCCAAUUCUCUUCUGAGCAUAUUAUCCCCUUCAUGUUUGAUUGAUUAUAUCUAAAUCCACGAUCAAAAUCGAUUUGACUUGUACGCAAGAUGAUUUGAUGAAAGCUAUUGCUUAAUUCAUUGAUCUAAGCAAAGUGCCCAG